AUGAUAACCUUCACACUCCACCUGAAGUCCUACCUUCCCCCUGCCAUUAGGACCCUGAUUCUACAAAAGAAACCAAACAUCAGGAAUGUGUCCGGCAUGGCUGGGGGGCUCCGACCGGCCAGCGUGGUGGUCCUGCACCAGUCCCUGGCUCCAGCCUUUGAAAAGUUCUGCCAGGCCAACAGUGGCCCUCUGCCCCUGCUGGGCCUCCGCAAGCCAGGCACGUGGCCCUCGCCUGUCCCGAACGCUGUCCUGGACCCCAGGACGGGCUGUCCCCAGUUCCAGAAGUACGAGUUCGGCGCCUGCAUGGGCAGCCUGACCUCGCUGGAGGACUACACGGAGCCCCUGGAGGACAUGGUGGCCUUCUUCGUGGACUGCGGCUUCUCCCCGGAAGCAGCUCUGGAGAAGGUGGGGCUCCCCAGAGGAGACUCGGCCCGCCACGGUCUCAUGGGGGCCUACAAGAAUGGACUAGAAGCUAGCCAGUGUCCUGGGUUUUUAAAGUCCCAAAUCCUUUUCUCCAAAUGGUUGGGAAUCGAAGAUCUUUCCAAACCUGACUAUGGAGAUCCUGUGGUGUGUCAACCAGGGGACGUCCCAGUGUUCUGGACUUCUCAGAUGACCAGUCUCAAAGCUGUCAGCAGCUGCAAGACCCCACUGGCUUUCACCAGUGCGCCGGUGACAGUCAUGACCAACCUGAAGGAUACAAAGGCUCCAGCCCGUUGUCUUACCCCUGAGGGAAUUGCAGGCGUGAACCUUCCACCAGAGGUCCAUCGCAUUUCCCAAGAUCCUUUGCACUACAGCAUGGCAUCGGCUUCAGCUGUUCAGAAGAUUAGAGAGCUAGAGACUAUAAUUGCCAUAGACCCAGGCCAGCAGGGGAUCGGACACCUGCUCUGCAGAGAUGAGCUGCUGCGAGCCUCCCUGUUGCUGUCGCACAUCCGCUCGGAGCUCGUCACCACCGGCUUCCCCACACACUUCAACCACCAGCCCCCAGAAGAGACGGGCCCUCCGGGAGCCAUGGCCCUGACCGCCUUCCUGCAGGCCUUGGGGAAGGGCGUCUCCAUGAUCCUUGACCAGAGAGCCUUGAGUUUGUUCGAGAGGCUUGUGGAAGAAGCUGUUGAGCAAGGUGUUCUGAAGACACCGAUCCCCUUAUUAACUUUCCAAGGUGAAUCAGCGGGAGCCGCUCAGGCAUUUCUCUGCAAAGAUGGAGACCCCAAGUCACCGAGAGUCGACCAUCUGGUGGCAAUAGAAUGGGCAGGAAGGGCUUCCGAUGGCAGUUACUGUAACGCCAGGAAGAUGAACAUCAAGCACUUGGUUGACCCCACUGACGAACAGAAGAUUCCUGGAAUCUCAUCAACUGGAGUCGGUGAUGGGGGCAAUGAGCUUGGGAUGGGCAAAGUCGAGGAGGCUGUGAAGAGACACAUUCGAAAUGGGGAUGUGAUCGCCUAUGACACGGAGGCUGACUUUGCUGUCACCACUGACCUUGUCAGGGGCUACGAGCUGAUUGAUGACACCUUAUGGGAGGGACUAAGCGAAGAAAAGACGUUGGGCAUCCUGGUGCGGCACAAAGUUCGGAGUGGAGUCUCGGGCGUCGUGGGCAUGGAGGUGGACGGGCUGCCCUUCCGUGGCACCCACGCCCAGAUGGUCCAGAAGCUGGUGGAUGUUGCCACAGUGUGCGUGUGACUGUGCCUGUGGACCGCAUACCAGAUGGCCGGGCCUGG
Leptonychotes weddellii (Weddell seal) is the source of this 1712-nucleotide messenger RNA. Lineage: Eukaryota; Metazoa; Chordata; Mammalia; Carnivora; Phocidae. The record is from RefSeq and is a predicted model, not a curated record.